AUGGCGUACCAGAACGCGUACGGCCAGCCGCAGUAUCCGCCGGCGCAGUAUGAUGACUACAACCCCUACGCUGCUGCCGCGCAGCCGCACAAGACCUACGAGCAGGGAGGCUACAAUUAUGAAAGCGGAGGCUACAAUCAGGGUGGAUACACUGACGAUCCGUCUGGUGUUGGCAAGGAGAGAGACAGGAAUGUGUUCGAGCGGGAAGCGGACGACGCAUUCCCAAACAGACCCUCGGGUCCCAAGAACACGAGGAAUAUGCGGCGAUGGAGGCUCGAACAUAGUGAAGGUCUCUGGACAAGAGGGGGGGCAUUGGCCACUUUUGGACGGUUCUUCUGCUGCACCAUCAUGAUCGUUGUGUUCCUGUUCAUCAGCAUCGUGCUGUCCUUGGUUCUGUGGGUCAGACCACCGAGUGUUCUGAUUGGCACUCCGACUCUCAACGGCACCUCACCGGUCUCAGUACAGAACAGUGCUCUUGUCCUUGCGCUUGAUGUCGAUGCUAGCGUCAGCAACCCCAACUACUUCUCAGUCCAGUUCACGGACCUGGAUCUCAAUCUCUUCUAUCCCAUCAACAACACCGCCGUAGGUGGCGGGUCAUUGAAGAACGUCGACUUCAGAUCACACGAAACCACGAAUAUUACCUUCCCGCUCGAUCUUAAGUACAACAUCACCGGCUCGUCCAGCACGAAUGUUCUCGUCGAUCUGGCUCAGAAGUGCGGUGUCCUCCCCGGGUCCUCGAAGUCCGACAUCACCAUCAACUACAAAGCGACGGUCGACGUCCGUAUCUUCGCGAUUCCUGUGAAGCCUACAAUCAGCAACAGCUUCAGUUUCGAAUGUCCGAUUGAUAGCAGUGAUAUCGAGAAAUUGUUGCAGGAAGCAGGAAUCAACAUCUCCGACCUUGGCUCGUUGCUCUGA
Fomitopsis serialis is the source of this 915-nucleotide messenger RNA. RefSeq lists its product as uncharacterized. Bases 1 to 915 code for a protein of 304 amino acids. The record is from RefSeq and is a predicted model, not a curated record. The transcript is spliced from 8 exons. NCBI's taxonomy places the organism in Eukaryota, Fungi, Basidiomycota, Agaricomycetes, Polyporales, Fomitopsidaceae.